Molecule: messenger RNA, 2922 nt
Organism: Rhopalosiphum padi (bird cherry-oat aphid)
Lineage: Eukaryota; Metazoa; Arthropoda; Insecta; Hemiptera; Aphididae
Product: glucose dehydrogenase [FAD, quinone]-like
Exons: 5
Coding region: 195-2066 (623 amino acids)
Molecular function (GO): oxidoreductase activity, acting on CH-OH group of donors; flavin adenine dinucleotide binding
Source: RefSeq, a predicted model, not a curated record
AUAUGAGGGUAGUCAAACUAUGUUCAAACAAAAAUUUUAAAUUCAUAACGUGAUUUUUCGUUAGUGAAUCUUAAAAUAUAUUAUUUUUAUAAUCAAGUAAACUAACUUCUUUAUCGAUUUAUUGUAGCUAAAAAUAUAAUACUGGUGCACACAAAUUGUUUAAGAAAAUUAAAAGGAGUGCAGAAUUUAUAAAAAUGGUUUCAUUAUCGAUUCAGUUGCGAAUAUCAAUGUAUUUAUUUAUAGUUUUAAUCGAACGUGGAUUUACAACAUCGAGUAGUACAGAAUUUCCUCCAUUAUUUGAAUCGGGGAUCAAGUAUAUGGCUGAAACUUUAAAAUGGGAGUCACAGGAGCCCAUCAACCAGGCAAGAGUUCUUCCGGAAUACGAUUUCAUCGUCGUCGGCGCCGGAAGUGCGGGAGCGGUAGUGGCGAGUCGAUUGUCCGAAAUCAAAAAAUGGCAGGUUCUGUUGAUAGAAGCUGGACAACACGCCACUCAUCUCAUGGACGUACCAUUGGCUGCUCCGCUUUGGCAAUUUUCCACAAUCAAUUGGAACUAUAAGACGGUGCCGAUGAAUAACUCGUGCCUAGGUUUCGAGGGUAGACAGUGUAAAUUUCCUAGGGGCAAAGUCAUGGGUGGCAGUAGCAUACUAAAUUACAUGAUAUAUACACGUGGUAACAGAAAGGAUUAUGACGAUUGGGCUAAAAUGGGUAACACAGGUUGGGACUACGACAGUGUUCUGAAGUAUUUUAUUAAGUCGGAAAACGCUAACUUGUCACAGGCCGAUUCGGGUUAUCAUGGAAAAAAUGGAUUGUUGUCGGUGACCGACGUCCCUUAUAGGACGCCAAUAGCCAAGGCUUUUGUUGAUGCCGGAUCGCAAAUCGGACUUCCUGUUGUCGACGUAAACGGGGAAAAACAAAUCGGAAUCAAUUAUUUACAGGCUACUAUUAAAAACGGUCGCCGUUGGAGCACAAACACUGCGUUUCUGUUCCCUGCGAAAAGAAGACCGAACCUGCACGUGAAAAAGUUCAGUACUGUAACCCGGAUAUUGAUAGAUAGAGAAACGAAAAACACGAUCGGUGUAGAGUUUUUCACAAAAGGCAAGAAAUAUAGAGUGUUCGUGCGGAAGGAAGUGAUCGUUUCUGGGGGUUCCAUAAACUCGCCACAGCUGCUCAUGCUGUCCGGAAUCGGUCCGAAACAACAUCUGGCUGACCAUCGCAUCCCGUUGGUGAAAGACUUGCCGGUCGGCGAGAACCUGAUGGACCAUGUAGCGCUCGGCAGUUUGAUAAUGUCGAUAAACGAAUCCGUUUCGAUCCGAAUGGAUAACUCUUUUGAAGAUCCGAACGCUCUGAACGACUACCUCGUGCGCGGUGUCGGCAUAAACACUGUGCCCGGGGGCGCCGAGGCUCUGGUGUUGGUGGACACGGAAAGUCCCGGGUCGACAGAUGGACAAGCCAAUCUCGAGCUGUUGAUGGCGUCGGGAACGUAUUCGUCCCACCAGCUGAUGCCUAGCCUUUGUGGCAUGAGAGACGAUCUGUACAAUGCCGUGUACCGGGCCACCGAGGGCGCGGGCGGGUUCACGGUGUUCCCGAUGUUGAUGCGUCCCAAGAGCCGCGGUCGGGUGUGGCUCCAGAACGCCGACCCGUUCCGCCACCCGCUAAUCGACCCCAAUUAUUUCGCCGACGAGACCGACCUAGACGUGAUGGUAGCCGGAGUCCGACUGUUCCAACGAAUGUUGCGCACAGGCCCGAUGAAGUCAUUCGGCGCUAAGAUCCUGGACACUCCGCUGCCCGGAUGCCGGCAACACGUGUUCGACACGGACGCCUACUGGAAGUGUUCCGCUCGACAGAUAUCGUUCACGAUCUAUCACCUGUCCGGCACGUGCAAGAUGGGACCGGCCUCGGAUCCGACGGCCGUCGUGGACCCGAGACUGCGCGUCCACGGGGUCCGCGGGCUGAGAGUGGUGGACGCAUCGAUUAUGCCGGAAGUACCGUCGGCCCACACCAACGCGCCGACGAUUAUGAUCGCGGAAAAAGCGUCCGACAUGAUCAAAGAGGACUGGAACGUAUAGACGUCGUAGUUAAAGACGCGAAAUGUACAAAUAUUUGGACAUGCUUGUCUUUAAAGUCUAUAUAUAUUUUUAUUAUAUAUAGUAUAAAGAAAACACUAAAUGCGACACCAAAGGUUACAUGUUUUUGACAACUAAACGUUGGUCACAUUUACUAAUAGGUAACACAAAACGAUACAAAAAAAAAUUUAGGAAAUUCAGAGCUCAGGCUUCUAUGAUUUGUUCAUAUUAACCUAUACUAUGUCGAGUUAUAAUAGCCGAUUAUGCGGGUUAAUAAACGAUUUCUUUUGUAUAGGUUUGAGGUAUAUAUAUAUAUUUUAUAUUUUUAAUAUAAGCUGCUGUUAUUUAUUAAUUAUUGUGCAUAAUUUUUUUUUUUUAUAAUUAAACUAGUAUUAUUUGAAUGCUCUGGUAUAUUAUUCUUGUAUUAUAAUAAUAUUAUGGUCAACAAGUGUUGAUAAUAUUUUAUGCAACUCAAUGCACAACGUCACACCAGUGAUUUUUAUCGAAUAAUAUGUUCUGAACAUAAUUCACUAUUUUACUAAUUAUGUUGUUUAUCAUAGUAUCGUCUCAAGUCAUUGUACAGAUUAUCGAUGGCGAACAGGCAAACGUAUCCACCACUUGGGAAAUCUUUACUAUAUCACCAGAUUACCUACUAAUAAGCAAAACAAAAUAUAUCGAAUGAGAUUACUCUAGUGGUUUUAGCUACAACCAUUACUAAGUAAUUUAAACAUAUGUUUCUUAAUGUUAACCACCAAAUAAUAUUGUAUAGACAUUUACUUUAUCUUUGCCUUUAUACUUAUUUUAUUCUAUUAUACCCAUAGAUCUAUAGGUUUAUGAUUAUACCUACUUAUAAUAUAUU